This is a messenger RNA of Pteropus alecto (black flying fox), 7487 nucleotides long. It is a transcript of the gene GPR45, whose product is annotated as G protein-coupled receptor 45. The transcript has 2 exons. Bases 4091 to 5212 code for a protein of 373 amino acids. The record is from RefSeq and is a predicted model, not a curated record. Lineage: Eukaryota; Metazoa; Chordata; Mammalia; Chiroptera; Pteropodidae. Gene Ontology annotation, biological process: G protein-coupled receptor signaling pathway. Gene Ontology annotation, molecular function: G protein-coupled receptor activity. Gene Ontology annotation, cellular component: membrane.
AACAAUUACAUCAACAGAAGGAAGACAUUUCUUUUCUAUUGGUGCAGAUAAAAUAGCAGAGUGAUGUUAAUUCUAAACAAGGUUCUUAAUUUUUAGUCCAGUAGCCAGCAGUCCACUGGUCAUCGGUCUAGUAGUCAUAAUAACUGCUUCCUCGUUAUCUUUGCAAACAGUCUUUGGGACACAGUAUUGCCCUAGGCCCAGUCCAAAGGUUAUUUUGCCCUGUUUCAACAUUCUAAACGUUUGAGGCAUAUGUGCAAGACAGUUUCUUUGUCCUGGCAGUUCCGGCUCCAUUUUAAAGUGGCUCCGUUUAUACUAUUGUGUUUAAAAACACGCACAGAGCCCAACAGAGUUAUUGAGGGAGCUGAGAGAUAGCAGGCAAGGAAAGAAUAUUUCGAGCAGGUUUGAGAACGUUUGCAAAGUUCGGGGCUGUGACAGGGCAUGGCCUGGGGCAACAAUGACCUUGGCAAGGCUGGAGGCCCAGAUGAGUUUGGGGAGUGACAGGAGUUUAGAUGGGAGAAGCCAGGGCUGAGGCAUUGUAGCCUACAGGGCCUCACUUGAAGGGCGCCCCCAGUACAUGACUGUGAAGGCAGUAGGGUUCAUCCAGGAUUUAUUGCACACUUUUUUUCUUUUAGUUUUUUAAAAAAACAUUUCCUAUGGAAAUGUUAAAACAUAUGCAAAAAUAAAAUAGUAUAACAAAUCUCCUCAUACUCAUUAUCCAGGUUUGAGAGUCAACAUAGAGCUAGUCUUGUCUCAUUUAUAUUUUGCCACUGCUCCCUGCUUCACCCUUUGGGUUAUUGUAAACAAAACCCCAGACAUCCUGUCAUUUUAGUUGAUACUUAAGCAUAUAUCUCUAAGAGAAAAAGAAUCUUCUUAAACACACUUCAAUAGUAUUAUAACCAUUUAAAAGUUAACAAUAACUCCAAACAUCAUCUAACAUUCAGCUAGUUUUCAAUUUUCCCCAGUUGGCUCCGAGAUGUUUUUUAACAGUGGUGUGUUAGAUACAAACCAGAUCAACAGUUGCAUUUUGUCGAUAAGUUCUUAAGUCUUGUUAAAUAGGUAACAGUUGCUCCUCUCUCCACUUGUCCCCUGGCACUUGUUGAAGAUAACGGGUAAUUUGUCCUGCAUUCUGGUUUUGGUCAUUGAGGGAACUAGGGUACUGGCUGGAAUAAUCUGGGAGUUUGGAGAGGGUGAAAAGGACCUGAGCACCAGGGGUUGGCAACAAUCUGGCUGGAAAGGAGGCCGUGCUAAGGCUGAGGCAGUAAAGGUAGAAAGGAGGGACGUGUCUGAGAAAUAUUUAGAAGUGGAAUUAGAGGUAGAGGGUGAGGGAGUCAGCCGGUGGUGCCCAGGUCUCUGGUUUAAGCAGCUUGGGAUACGGGGUCAUUAAACAGAGGGAGGAAUCUAGAUGUGGAGAGGGGAAAGGGCGAUGUAUUAUUAGGAUACAGAUUUGGUGAUUUAAACAAAGAUCAAAACAAAAUACGUACACACUAAUGGGGUUCAGGACAUGCUACCUCCAAAGGUAGCACUUUAACAUAUUGACAAUUUCAAGAGGAAAAAAAAUUGAAGAAUGUCAUGUACUAGAACGACAUCUGACCUUCUCCUGAAGCAGGUCAAAACCUUCAUGUGAGAGGUGCUCUCCCUACACUGGAGAAAGGAGUAUUCUUAACUGGGAAGAUAAAGGGACACAGAGGAAUCUGAAGGAAAGGCCUGCUAAGUUUCCCCAGUUUAUUAUCUUUAGCUCAUACUCUUCCUGUCAUAUCUUUUCACAACCUUCCACUCUUGAUCAAAACUAGCAUAAAAACACCCAGACGUACCCAUUUCUUCCUUACGAAGCCUCCCGCAUCAUGUAAAACUUAGUGUAAGUGGUUCAGAACUAACAUGGCAGUUCCAUGGUUGGCACACAGGCUCCUCUGCCUUGUUCAGAGAUCUGCACAGUCCCAGAUGGCUGACCACCAAGUCUACUGGCCCCGGUGCAAUGGAAGGAGAGUGCACCUCUUCCCUUUAAGGUCAUGACCCACAAGUUCCUAGCAUCCCUUUUGCUCACAUCUUUUUGGCUAGAUUUUAGUCACAUGGCCAUACCUUGCUGCAGGGAGAAUGGGAAAUGUCUUGUGCCCAGCUAAAACUCUGAGGCUCAGCUGCAAAAGGAAGGAAGGGAGCAUAGGCGGGGUGAGGGCAGACUCUGCUGCAAAAGUUGCGGUUUGCUUUGAGGCAUAUUGAGUUUCAGUACCCAUGGGUGAAUUUCAGGGGAGAGACUUGCAACCCAGAAGAGAGGUCUCGGGGAACGUUGGUCUUAGGAUUCGUGGUACCUGUUAGGAAGCCAUAGGGAAGAACCCAACAGACCCAUGAUUUAGGAGGGAGAAUAUUGCAUGUCAUUUACAGGGUCAAUUGGAAAGAGAGAGGCCGAAACCGGAUUAUUUAGAGCUAUUAUAAUGAUCUAGAAGAUUUUGCAGGGGAAAUAGUCACAGAACUUAGCUACUGGUUAGAAAGGAUGGAAGAGGCAGAAGGAGGAGUAAAAGAUGACUCAAGGUGACAAGUCUAAGUGCCAAAUGACAAGUUAAGAUGCCACUUAAAGAAAAAGCAGUCAUAAGAGAGACAUAUCUCUGAGAGGGUAAAUGGAUAAGAGGCUGGGAAGUAAGAAGAACUUGGUUUUAGACAUUUUAAUGUGAGGUGCCAAGAGUCAUCCAGGUGGCAAUGGGAUAGAGGGUGGUGAAGGGUCCAGGUUUGGUAUCAGGGCUCAGAGUUCAAAUCCAGGUUCCACCACUUCUAGGCAGUGUGACCUUGAUCAGGUAUAUACCACCUCUGCACCUCGGUGUCCUCAAAAAUAAAAUAGUGAUAAUAAGAGGAAUUGCAUAAAUACAUGUAAAACAUGCACACAGUAAAUGCUUGAUAUAAGUUUGAUUUUAUUAUUGCAAGGGAUAAUAGUAAGUUGUAUAGCUGGCAUCUGGAAAUAGAAGCCAGAAGCCCUGAUAAGGGAUUAGAGGUGAAGAUUUGGGGAUUCUUGCAACAAGGCAGGAGUGUGUAAGAUCCCAGAGGAGAAGCUGGACAGUGUAAGCACACACUUGGAGAACACGCAUGUGUGGAGGGUGAGGCCUCUCCUGUCCCCACGGUCCCCACGCAGCUCUGAUCUCUGCACCGCAGAUAUUGCUUUCACAGCUCUUACAAGCCUUGUCAUUUUCUAUUAGUGAGUGGAUUUUUCCAUUAAAAUUCUGCUUCCCAUUAGACUUUAUGAGGGCAGACCCCAUGCUGAAUCUCAGCUCCAAAAGCAGAGCCCAGCGCAGAAUAGUUUAAAGAAAUGGGGUGGGGAAGGAAAGUUGGCUGUGGGGGGAGCCUAAACAUAUUUGUGCUGCUCAGAAGAGCACUUGAUGGAGAAGAAGAUGCUACAAAGAGAAAGGAAGGUCAAGUUUGACCUGGCUUCCUACGGCACCCCCGCUGUACCCUUAGGCUUAUUAAAGAGCAAAACAGUUUUACCGGGAAAGAAGCCUUGAAAUGCAGUCAUCCAAGCAGAUCUAAUCACAUAAGCGAGUGGAAAAGGAGCAGCCAGUGUUCGGAAUGGCUAAUCAAAAGCCGAAAGAACAAACGUAUGUGGCUUUACUCAAGGUCUGCCACUCACCUGGAUGCACAUCCAUGAAGCCUCAGGGGGACAUCCAGCGACUCUGAGCACUUAUUUAUUUGCAAGAGACUGCCAAGUGUUUUAUGAAUAUAAUAAAUGAUUCCCAGGCAGAGAAAUAAUCUUGCCUCUCUUUCAAGAAGGAAGAAGGCACAGUCGGGCACUCCGUGUCUUCCCGCAAACAAUUCGUCACUGUCAAGAUGAAUGCAGGAGCUCGUGUCAGAGUCGACUAUGUGACUGCUACAGAGAUUGUCCAAGUACGAAGCUGUGGACAGUUAGUUGUCUCAGAAAAAAAUGCGAUGUGAUUGAUGAAUUGCAGAUCCUGGGUAGUUCUCCCAAAGACAGAUCUUUCUCUCCACCAUUCCGGUGCUCGAGGGAUCCGAGACAUCCGGGAAGAAGAUGCGGCUGGCAGACAGAAAACGGCAGCCACCGAAGCGCUGAGGGGCAUCCUUCCAGGCAUUUCUGUCCCAGCUGCAAGUUUUCCCCAUGAUGUCCUGUAACAGCACGUCCAUAGAGACUUUCGAAUACCUGCUGCCGAAUGGGAGCAAUGUGUCAGACUCGGGGGCGACCAUGCCACCCGCACCCCUCCGAGUGUGCUUGGCAGUAAUCAUGAUGCUCAUGAUCGUGGUGGGACUCCUUGGCAAUGCUGUCGUCUGCAUCAUUGUGUACCAGAGGCCCGCCAUGCGCUCCGCCAUCAACCUGUUGCUAGCCACGCUGGCCUUCUCCGACAUCAUGUUGUCCUUAUGCUGUAUGCCCUUCACUGCCGUCACCCUGAUCACUGUCCACUGGCACUUUGGGGAUUACUUUUGCCGGCUCUCCGCCACACUCUACUGGUUUUUUGUCCUGGAGGGCGUGGCCAUCCUGCUCAUCAUCAGUGUGGACCGCUUUCUCAUCAUCGUCCAACGCCAGGAUAAGCUGAACCCACGGAGGGCCAAGGUGAUCAUUGCUGUGUCCUGGGCACUGUCCUUCUGCGUCUCGGCCCCCUCGCUGGCUGGCUGGACUAUCGUGGAGGUGCCAGCACGGGCCCCCCAAUGCGUACUGGGCUACACCGAGUUCCCGGCUGGUCGUGCCUAUGUGGUGAUGCUGGUGGUGGCUGUGUUCUUCGUACCCUUCAGCGUCAUGCUGUGCUCCUACCUGUGCAUCCUGCACACUUUCCGGAAGAAUGCCACCCGUGUCCACAACCAGUCCGACAGCCUAGACCUGAGACAACUCACCAGGGCUGGCCUGCGGCGGCUCCAGCGGCAACAGCAGGUCAGCUUGGACUUGAGCUUCAAAACCAAGGCCUUCACCACCAUCCUCAUCCUUUUUGUGGGCUUCUCACUGUGCUGGUUGCCACACUCGGUCUACAGCCUUCUGUCUGUGUUCAGCCGGAGGUUCUACUGCAGCCCCUCGUUCUACACCACCAGCUCCUGCAUCCUGUGGCUCAGCUAUGUCAAGUCUGUCUUCAACCCUGUCGUUUACUGCUGGAGGAUCAAAAAAUUCCGCGAGGCCUGCAUAGAGUUGCUGCCCCAGACCUUCCAAAUCCUCCCCAGAGUGCCUGAGCGGAUCCGAAGGCGAAUCCAGCCGAGCACCGUCUACGCAUGCAACGAAAACCAGUCUGCCGUCUAGGGAGAAGUCGGCGGGGUGAAAGAGGUGCACCGGGACUGGGGCCAAGACGGAGCCCCUCUGUCCUGCUGCUCUGUUUCCUGGCACUUGAAUCGUACUGGGCAUUUUGUGGUGGUCAUUUAAGCACAAUGGUACUCAUUUGUUACCAGAUGAGCUGCGGCUCCCAAGUUUGCAAAAUGAAUUAUUUUUGUUUCUCGCUGCAGGAGAACAGAGGUGGAUUUGAUGGAACCUGGACAGUAGUUAAGAUGCUGGGAAAUGGCGGCGGGGGUGGUAGGGAGGUGAAGAAGGUGGGCAGGAAGUUAAGGAGGGCAGCAGGGAAUAGAGUUGGCCGAGUGUGGGGCAGGAGGAAGGUUCUGUCUGAAGGGCUCCCUCUGUACCUGAUGUGAGAAACCCAGAUAGGCAGCAUCUCCCUGGGAAGCAUUUACUUCAUUUGACACCCACAUUCUUCAGAGGCAUUUACGUUUGUGGUGUAUGGGGAAGUGUGCAAGGUUCUUUACGUUGAUCAGAUGUGCAUUCCUGACCAGGCCAAAUUAUCCUUUCUAGAAACCAAAAUCACACUGGGAAGCGGAGUAGCCCCUGUGCUUCUCAACUCUCAGUAUGACAUAUGGGAGGCCUCAGUGGCUCGAAGCCCAGGGACUGUUCGGGGGCAGCUCAGCUGAGAUGAGAAGCCCGCCUGAGUGCUCCUGCAUGUACCCCACCCCUCCUACCUGCACAGCCCGCCCCAUCCUUGCACCCCAAGGCCCUUCACCCUCGCUGUCUGUGCUGGCAGUCUCUGUACCCCUUCUUUUCCCCUUCGCCGCUCCCUGUGCCCCCUUUUGUUUUCAUUCCAUCCAUACCCAGUGAAGAAGAAAAGAACAUGGUCCUCUUCUUGUAAUUCAUCUUUUCCUCAAGUGUUUGUAGCGACUUGCUUUCCGUCUCCCAAGUGGUCAAUGGGCUUUGUUUACAUGUUUCCUCUCGACACCCUGAGGCUUCAGCCUCUGUGAGCUGCCACAUUCACUUCAGCACUGGAACUGCUGGCAGGGUAUGUACUGGACACCCAACUGGCUGGCAGUUCCCCAUUGAUCUCUAUGCUCCUCCUACCUCAUUCAGACGCUGUCCUCUGGGCCACCUACCCGGGAUCUUGGUCCUCUGAGCCCAGGCAGGACCGGGGCCCCGGAAGUGCAGCCACCUAGAGGAGACCUUUCUGCUUGUGCUGUACCCUUGGCCUCUGUACCCAGGGCUACCCGUUACCACUGGGGACAUGAGAUCAACUUCUCUGAGUUUAAGGCACACCACUGAGCCCACAAAGCUCUCUUUACAGCUUUAGAUCUGAAGAGAGUGGGAAAUUUAAGGAGAAAUUCAGAAAAUCCAAUUCCAAGUCUAACUCAAUCAGGAACUGGUUGUGUGAGCUUAUUUGUUGCACCUCACUUCUCUGGACCUCAGUUUCCCCAUUUGCCAAGUGAGGAAGCAGGUCUAGAUCAUCUCCAAUGUCUCUUUUAUCUCCAAACAUUCUGAUUCUAAAAUGUGUGUAUUGUUUACUCGUAUCGCCGGAUCCCCUACAUUCGUUUAUCUACCCAUGCAACAAGCCUUUAUUAAGUGCCUACUAGGUGCAAGGCACUGUGGGGGAGAUAGUGACGAAUGGGCACAGGCUGUACCCGAAAGCAGUCAGAUUCAUCGCCAUAUAAUCACAACUCAAAUUUGGCCUAAGAACACAGAUGCCCCCUUUUGUUUCUCUUCUUGUUUCCUUUCCAAUAUUGAUAUUAAGAGGCCAGCUCCUCGUUCUCACACUGGCUUCCUGUGGCACUCGCAACAGAGGCAGGAAAAAAAAAAAAAGGGAGUUAAGAAGAACAUAAUUUACAUGAUCUAAACCCAGAGGAGGAUCUGUCCAGAAAAUAAUUAACACCUUUUCUCAUUAACUCCACCCUCCUUUUAUACCCAGAUGGAGAGAGAAAGAUGAUAGCAAUUGGCCUGUAAUUGAUUGAGGUGGCACCCAUCCUGAAUGCCCCAGCAAGGGCAGAGUUUGCCUUCAGCUCCCAAGAGGCAGACUUGCACGGUCUCUGGUGUCCAAGAGCACAGCCAGACUUCCGAGAGGACCAGGCCAGUGGGUGUCUCCCCUCUGGUGGGCAUUUAAGGGUGUUCCUCCAGAGCCUUGAGUAAAAGAGAAAUCACAAAACUGAAUGAAUGAAGGUACCAAAAUUUACAUCAAUCAGUGUUAUAUGAUGUAUGUUGGACAGUAAUAUAUGUUUCAAAGUAAUAAUUUUGUAUAUAUUUUAAAUAAAGUAUUAUUGUUCUUUCGGUG